Cordyceps fumosorosea ARSEF 2679 is the source of this 756-nucleotide messenger RNA. Its product is annotated as proteasome component Y13. NCBI's taxonomy places the organism in Eukaryota, Fungi, Ascomycota, Sordariomycetes, Hypocreales, Cordycipitaceae. The record is from RefSeq and is a predicted model, not a curated record. The coding region runs from base 1 to 756 and encodes 251 amino acids. The transcript is spliced from 4 exons. Gene Ontology annotation, cellular component: nucleus; proteasome core complex; proteasome core complex, alpha-subunit complex. Gene Ontology annotation, biological process: ubiquitin-dependent protein catabolic process.
AUGUCUCGUCGCUACGAUUCGAGAACAACCAUUUUCUCGCCCGAGGGCCGACUCUACCAGGUUGAAUAUGCGCUCGAGGCUAUCUCGCAUGCCGGUACCGCCAUCGGUAUUCUCGCAAAGGACGGCAUCGUUCUCGCUGCCGAGCGCAAGGUCACAUCCAAGCUCCUUGAACAGGAUACCUCUGCCGAGAAGCUUUACGUCCUCAACGAUAACAUGAUCUGCGCCGUCGCUGGCAUGACGGCCGAUGCCAACAUCCUCAUCAACUACGCCCGCCAAGCCGCCCAGCGAUAUCUCCUUACUUACAAUGAAGACAUUCCCUGCGAACAGCUCGUCCGCCGACUUUGCGAUCUCAAGCAGGGCUACACCCAACACGGUGGUCUCCGACCUUUUGGCGUCUCCUUCAUCUACGCUGGUUGGGACCCCCGCAGAGAAUUCCAGCUGUACCUCAGCAACCCUUCAGGAAACUACGGUGGAUGGAAGGCCACCAGCGCCGGCGCCAACAAUGCCAGUGCACAGAGCCUGCUGAAGCAGGAUUAUAAGGAAGACUGCACGCUCGACGAGGCUUGCGCCAUGGCCGUCAAGGUCCUGAGCAAGACCAUGGACUCCACAAAGCUGAGCAGCGAAAAGAUCGAGUUUGCUACAGUAGGCAAGACCGAGGAGGGCAAGGUGUACCACAGAUUAUGGAGCGCAGACGAAAUCACUGCGUUGCUAAAGAAGCACGAUCUGUCCAAGAACGAGGAGGCCGAGGAGAAAUAA